Physcomitrium patens is the source of this 1932-nucleotide messenger RNA. RefSeq names its product geranylgeranyl diphosphate reductase, chloroplastic. Gene Ontology annotation, biological process: photosynthesis; chlorophyll biosynthetic process. The record is from RefSeq and is a predicted model, not a curated record. Gene Ontology annotation, molecular function: FAD binding; oxidoreductase activity, acting on the CH-CH group of donors, NAD or NADP as acceptor. NCBI's taxonomy places the organism in Eukaryota, Viridiplantae, Streptophyta, Bryopsida, Funariales, Funariaceae. Gene Ontology annotation, cellular component: chloroplast thylakoid membrane.
AGGGCUCAUCGCAAUGUCUAUCUCCGAGACUCAUCUUCUAUUCCCUCUUGCGGCUGCAGAUGUUGUUGUUGCACUCUGAGUGAAGCUUGAGCUGUGGCAGCCAACCCUCACGCCAUGGCCUCCCUCCAGGUUGCUCUCACUGCUUCCACUUCUUCCUUCGCAUGCACCUCUCGUGCUGCUGCUGCUGCUUCUUCUUCUUACGGGGAGUCCGUCCCUGCAUUAGCUCCCCGUGCUAGUAGUAAUGCUCGAAGUGCGGGAUUUGUUGUUGCGACCGGGAGGGUGAGUCUCAGGGCGUUCGAGGGGUUGCGAGGAUUGAGCGGUGGUUUAGUAGCGUCCCCCGUGGAGAGCCUGAAGGUGGCGAGGAGCAGCAGUGGGGGAGAUGAUGCUGGAUACCAGCCUCUCCGGGUGUAUGCUGCGAGGGGGAGUAAGAAGAUUGAAGGGCGGAAGCUGCGAGUGGCAGUUGUGGGAGGCGGCCCUGCGGGUGGGUGCGCUGCCGAGACGCUGGCGAAGGGCGGAAUUGAGACGUUUCUGAUCGAGCGGAAGUUGGACAAUGCGAAGCCGUGCGGAGGGGCUAUCCCGCUGUGCAUGGUUGGGGAGUUCGACCUGCCGCCUGAAAUUAUUGACCGCAAGGUGACUAAGAUGAAGAUGAUUUCGCCUUCCAAUGUGGCUGUGGAUGUGGGUAAGACAUUGAACGACGACGAGUACAUUGGCAUGGUGAGGAGGGAGGUGUUGGACUCGUUCUUGCGGGAGCGCGCGGUGAAGAAUGGGGCGACUAUCAUCAACGGGCUUUUUUUGAGGAUGGACGUGCCCAAGGACGAAAACACCCCCUACAAAUUGCAUUACACGAAUUUCGACGGGGCUUCGAAGGUGGGUACACCUGGCGUGUUGGAGGUGGACGCCGUGAUUGGAGCUGAUGGUGCCAACAGCAGGGUUGCCAAGGAUAUCGAUGCGGGUGAGUACGACUACGCCAUCGCUUUCCAGGAGAGGAUUAAAAUUCCUGACGACAAGAUGGAGUACUACGAGAAUUUGGCAGAGAUGUAUGUGGGCGACGACGUGUCGCCAGAUUUCUACGGUUGGGUGUUCCCCAAGUGUGACCAUGUUGCGGUUGGAACUGGAACGGUGAUCAACAAGCCAGCCAUCAAGAAAUACCAGACGGCGACGAGGAACCGGGCAAAGGACAAGAUUGCUGGAGGGAAGAUUAUUAGAGUAGAGGCUCAUCCAAUUCCAGAGCACCCUAGGCCUCGCAGGGCGAGUAACCGGGUGGCGUUGAUCGGGGAUGCGGCAGGGUAUGUUACCAAGUGCUCUGGGGAGGGAAUUUACUUCGCUGCCAAGUCCGGGCGCAUGUGUGCUGAGGCGAUCGUGGAGGGAUCCGCCAAUGGUACUCGCAUGGUGGACGAAUCAGACUUGAGAACAUACCUGGAAAAGUGGGAUAAGAAGUACUGGGCCACAUAUAAGGUGUUGGACAUUCUUCAGAAGGUUUUCUACAGAUCGAACCCUGCCCGAGAGGCGUUCGUGGAGAUGUGCGCCGAUGACUAUGUGCAGAAGAUGACGUUCGACAGCUAUCUGUACAAGGUGGUGGUGCCUGGAAACCCAUUGGACGACAUCAAGUUGGCAAUCAACACAAUCGGGAGUUUGAUUAGAGCCAACGCCUUGCGCAAGGAGUCGGAGAAGAUGACCGUGUAGGGUUAGGGUUCUUAUCCGUUGAUACUGCCUAGACUUUCUGGUUUUAUACAAUUCGUAGAAGCACGUUCGGAGGUUCCUGAGCUUGGGUAUGUAUUUGUCAAUCCAUUGUGAUGACCUCUCAUUCACUUGUAAAACAGGACAUCUUAUCUUUUAGUUCCUCGUAGUAAGAAUACAUACUGGACAACGUUUUUUGUCCAUUUCAAUCGGCUCUCUAAUAUCACAAAUUCCCACCAUGCGGUUUUGUUUAUA